GCUGUUACGAAAGUACUGAAAAAACAUAACUGCCCUUUAACUGCCACAGUUGUAAGUGAUAUUGUCCAAGCAGUCUCAGAGAGUAACGUUUUGCACAAAUCAAUUACAUCUGAUGCUCCAUUGUCAACUGCUAAGAAGAGGAAGUCAUAUUAUGAAAACAAGUUUCCACUUGUUAAGCCUGUGGAGUACCUUAUUGAGUCUUUACAGCAUACAUGUAUGUAUGUGCCCAUUCUCUCAUCUCUGCAGGAGUUGCUGAUAAAAGCAGAUGUAUAGGAGAAAGUCCAAGAAGCUACCACACAACAGACUGAUUAAAUGAAUGCAGUCCGUGAAUGCAGGAAAGCGCAGCCGCAGCAACCCGGAGGGGACACCAUCCCGGGCCAGCAUUAAACGACCCAGAAGAGGGGAAAUCCAGUUCCUCCCUAACUAUCCCUGUGGUGAGAACAAGGACACACUGGAGACCAGAAGGAUGGAGAUCCUGGAGGAAUUCAAAAAGAUGCCAGCUAACAGAGACAUGGUUCUCGUCCAUCAGCACAUGCAGCGCACCUUUCCACUCCGCCGUGAAGAGAUUGUGACCUUAGCUCCUCCCAUCGCAGAAUUGAAAGACAGAUGGCCUGCCCUCUUCUCUGAAGCUCAACUCUAUGGCGAAUUCCAUAGGAUCAUAAAUCAAAGCCUUCAAUAUUCCUUCUUCGCUGCGCUCGAUAAAAACACUGCAAAGCUGCUCAAACUCUACAAAGAGAGGAAGACUGGAGCUUUUGGUGAGAAGAUGGCAGAUCUGCUGAUGGCAUAUGAGGAGCAGGACAAGAAUGACAUCAGUGCAACUAGAACAGCAGCACUGGCAGGGCUGCCACUGUACCUCAAAGAAGACUCAUCAGUUGCAAGGAGGAGGAAUUCGAAGCAUUCCAGGAGGGUGAAGUGGAGCUGUUGGCCGUGGUGGCUGAAGAGGACACGGCUGCAGGGAUUCCCUUUCAACCUCUCCAUGUCUCAGUCAUCCUGGAGGGUCAGGUGGUUAUGACUCUCAGAUCUUGGACUGAUGCACUGGUGGUGUUGUUCAGCUUGGUUUAUGCUCUCAAUUUGAGCUAUGCGGCGCAGCUGAGUGGCUUUUUUGACUUUAUUCAGGUUGUCCUAUUAAAUCUAGACGAUACAAGAAAGCAGCUCAAACCUAAGUUGCAGGCCUUAAAAAAUCAUCUGGUGUAAACAGGGGACGUCCUGCACCAAUACUUCCAGCAGUCAUGGUUUAAAAUUGCUUGUUGUUGGCUGCUGAGAUUAGUUAUGUCCCAUCCUGUUCCAGAGGAAAUGAAAGAGCGCACCUAGUUAAAUUAGGUAGCAUAGUUAGUUAAGUUAAGAUAGUUCUUAAAUAUUGAAUCGGGUCAAAAUGACCCGAAGGCAACACAAGGGUUAAGCAAGCCCAACAUUGUGUUAAUAGAGGGGCAUGGAUAGGAGACAGGAAUGGAGAGGAGACAGGAAUUAAGAGAAAAUAAUUAUAAAUAAAUGAUAAUAUGUUUGUUUUUUUUACGUUUCAACGUUUCAGUUUGUUGUGAGCAAAAUGUAUUUGUUCAGUGAUUUCAUUUUUUGUAAAGAUUGUAUUUUUUGUAAUGAUUGCAUUUUUUUAAAUUUCAUAAUGUUUAAUAAUGGCACAAUGUGUAAUGUUGUGGUCAAAGAAUCAUAUUUGUUCAAAUAAAUGUAUUGUAUCUAACAGAGUAUUUGAAUUGAGUUAAUGCAACUUUAAAGGUUCAAGGCAAUCGGUUUCCUUCAAUGAAU
Molecule: messenger RNA, 1758 nt
Organism: Pseudoliparis swirei
Lineage: Eukaryota; Metazoa; Chordata; Actinopteri; Perciformes; Liparidae
Exons: 5
Coding region: 317-1012 (231 amino acids)
Source: RefSeq, a predicted model, not a curated record